Molecule: messenger RNA, 1911 nt
Organism: Nicotiana tabacum (common tobacco)
Lineage: Eukaryota; Viridiplantae; Streptophyta; Magnoliopsida; Solanales; Solanaceae
Product: amidophosphoribosyltransferase, chloroplastic-like
Biological process (GO): purine nucleobase biosynthetic process
Molecular function (GO): amidophosphoribosyltransferase activity
Source: RefSeq, a predicted model, not a curated record
CAAUUUUUCUUGCGUCCUUUCAAUUCUUUUUGCCACCCAUGUCCGCCGCUGCAGCCGCCGCCGCCGGUGCCACGGCUGCAACCACCCAUCAAUCUCAUCACGACAACCACUUUCGCUCUUUUGCCGAAACCCCAUAUCAGAAUCACUUUUCUUUGGCCCCUAAAACCCUACCAAAACCCUACAAACACCUCUUCUCUAACACCCGCAAGAUUGCUGUAACGGCAGCCUCUUCAAAAAAUCCCUUAAAAGACGUCGUUUUGGAUGGCCAUUCUUUCGGUUCUUACUUCGACGACGACGACAAACCCCGAGAAGAGUGUGGCGUUGUUGGCAUCUAUGGUGAUCCAGAAGCCUCUCGGCUAUGUUAUUUAGCUCUUCACUCACUUCAACACCGUGGCCAAGAAGGCGCUGGCAUUGUUGCGGUCCAUGAAAACGUGCUUCAAACCAUUACAGGUGUUGGAUUGGUGGCUGAUGUUUUCAGCGAGUCAAAUCUCAGUCAACUGCCCGGUGACAUGGCAAUAGGUCACGUAAGGUACUCCACAGCUGGUUUUUCAAUGCUAGAGAAUGUUCAGCCUUUCGUUGCAAGUUAUAAAUUUGGAUCAGUUGGUGUUGCCCACAAUGGCAAUUUUGUGAAUUACCUAGCUCUUCGUGCUGAACUUGAGGAAGACGGGGCAAUUUUCAAGACUAGUUCUGAUACUGAGGUGGUUCUUCACCUUAUUGCUAAAUCAAAGAAAAAACCUUUUCUUUUGAGGAUUCUUGAGGCUUGUGAAAAAUUACAAGGAGCUUAUUCUAUGGUCUUUGCUACUCAGGAUAAGUUGGUUGCUGUGAGGGAUCCUUACGGGUUUAGGCCAUUAGUUAUGGGUGAGAGGGAAAAUGGUGCUAUAGUUUUCGCGUCCGAGACAUGUGCAUUGGAUUUAAUUGAGGCUAAAUAUGAAAGGGAAGUUUUACCUGGUGAAAUAUUGGUAGUAGAUAAAGAUCAAGGGGUUCAAUCUUUUUCAUUGGUGCCUAAACCUGAGCCAAAAUCUUGCAUCUUUGAGCAUAUUUACUUUGCUCAACCUAAUUCUGUUGUGUUUGGUAGGUCUGUGUAUGAGUCAAGAUGUGCAUUUGGGGAAAUUCUUGCGACAGUAGCACCCGUGGAUUGUGAUGUUGUGAUUGCUGUACCUGAUUCAGGCGUUGUAUCUGCACUUGGUUAUGCUAAAAAAGCAGGUGUACCAUUUCAACAAGGUUUAAUAAGGUCACAUUAUGUUGGUAGGACAUUUAUCGAGCCAUCACAAAAAAUUAGAGAUUUCGGGGUCAAGCUUAAGCUUUCGCCUGUUAGGGCUGUAUUGGAAGGGAAAAGAGUCGUAGUUGUGGACGAUUCGAUAGUGAGAGGGACGACGUCGUCUAAGAUUGUGAGGUUGUUAAAGGAGGCAGGAGCAAAAGAAGUUCAUAUGAGAAUUGCUAGCCCUCCAAUUAUAGCUUCUUGUUAUUAUGGAGUGGACACUCCUAAUUCAGAAGAGUUGAUAUCUAAUAGGAUGAAUGUGGAGGAAAUUAGGAAGUUUAUAGGGUCAGAUUCCUUAGCAUUUUUGCCAUUGGAUAAUUUGAACAAGUUGUUAGGAAGUGAUUCUACAAAAUAUUGUUAUGCUUGCUUUUCUGGGAAGUAUCCUGUCCAGCCAAAGGGCAAUGUGGAAAAGGUUGAAGACUCUGUUGACAAUGGAUUAAGUGGAAAUAUUGAGGCAUGACUUGAUUUUGCCUAAUAACACAUAUUAGGAAGAGUUAAAGAGCAAAGAUAUCCAACAUGAAAAGGGGAGAGGCAACGAUUUUUCUUUUCUUUUUGAAAUUUUUAUGGUGUUGUCUUCUUCACUAAAUUUUCUAUAUUUAUCAAUAGUUCAAUGAGUUAAGGAUAUGUUUGGAUGUCACAGAAAAGAAUCAAUA